CCAUCACAUCCCGUCCCGUCCCAUCUCGUCUCGUCUUGUCCCGCCCCGGCCUGUCCCUCCCCGCCUCGUCCCGUUCCAGCCAGGCCAUGGCGAUCCGCGCGAGCUUCGAGAACAACAAUGAGCUGGGCUGCUUCGCCAAGCUGACCAACGCCUACUGCCUCGUGGCCAUCGGCGGCUCCGAGAACUUCUACAGCGUCUUCGAGGGGGAGCUCUUGGGGACCAUCCCGGUGGUGCACGCCUCCAUCGCCGGCUGCCGCAUCAUCGGCAGGAUGUGCGUCGGGAACAGACACGGGCUGUUGGUCCCAAGCAGUACAACAGACCAAGAGCUGCAACACAUCCGCAACAGCCUGCCAGAUUCUGUACGAAUCCAACGAGUAGAAGAGCGUCUCUCAGCUCUGGGCAAUGUCACUACAUGCAAUGACUAUGUAGCUCUCGUUCAUCCGGACCUUGACAGGGAGACGGAAGAGAUCUUGGCAGAUGUUCUGAAGGUUGAGGUUUUCAGGCAAACAGUGGCAGACCAGGUGCUGGUUGGAAGUUACUGCGUUUUUAGUAACCAGGGAGGAAUUGUGCACCCUAAAACUUCCAUUGAUGAUCAGGAUGAACUGUCUUCAUUGCUCCAGGUCCCACUCGUGGCUGGAACGGUGAAUCGUGGCAGUGAGGUGGUUGCAGCGGGAAUGGUUGUGAACGAUUGGUGUGCCUUCUGUGGGCUGGACACGACGAGCACUGAGCUCUCCGUCAUCGAGAGUAUCUUCAAACUGAAUGAAGCUCAGCCAAGCACCAUUGCUACCAACAUGAGAGAUUCCUUGAUUGACAGCUUGACUUGAGCGGUGCUGGUUCCUGCUUUCUGGAAAACUCCUAAGGAGUGAAUGUCAAGCUGCACUUUGGAUCACAGACUUCCAGACCUCCUGAUGUUUUUUUCUGCAGCCCAAGGAAAAGGCUACAAAACCAUUUUUUUGUAGCGUUUUGUAAACUUCACUGUUGUUACAAAACCCAACAAAUAACACCUAAGUUACCAAUCAGAAAUGCUCUCUAUCCCUUUGCUGACAUCCUCCAGUUCUUCAGCCCUGCUUUCUCCUUUUUGGAUGCUGACCGAGCCCCUCGAAUUCCCACAAUAUUUACACCUGUGGCUCUUGGAUAGUAUGACUAGAGAUUGUUUUGCCUUAAAUAAUGCCCUGGUGUUCUGUCCUGAGCAGGCUGUUUUCACAUGGCACUGCCCUCUCUUUCCACACUCUUGCUAUGGUGUUUCUGCCACGGGCAGACUGCAGGGCCCCAUGCGUGUCCGGUACCAAAACCAGAGUAGUUUAUUUGCCACGAAAUAACUUGAAAGUCAUCACCUGCUCUCUUGCCCUGGCUUGCAGGUAUUCCCAUAGGGAUUAGCUCUGAUUGAAGCUAGGGUUUCUCAAAGUCAGUCCAGGGCCUUCUCACAGCAGCAAUGUGUGUGGAACAGUGCGGUUUGCUCUGCUGCCCACAGGCUCCUGCCACCACCGGGCUCAGAUUUUUCUGUGUGGGUUAGUGACUGCUGGGAAAUGCUUGGAAGUCAGCAAAUAGAUUUAAAUCACCUUGAGUUAUCUUGGCAACAAAGUUUAAUUAACACGGUUCUGAGCAGUUACUCCAUGCAGUCAGUUAUCUGGGAGCUUGCUAAUUAGAGCUCUGCCCCUGUCAGGGGGUGAUAAUGACAAAGAGGAGCUGCAGAUCCUGGAGUUGGUUCUUAUCAGAGCUCUUGCUUCCUGCUUGCUUGUUUUAGUUGCUUUUCUUCUGCUUGCCUGUUUCAGAGUGCACUGACGGUAUAGAAAUGCCUCCGCUUCCCAUCCUAAGGGGGUGUCGAAGCUCCUCACGUGCUUUCAUGCAGGUGCACUAUGCCGGGUUCUCCUGGGCAGCACUAUUCGGGCAGCGAUGUGGGCAGAGCUCUAUUUUUUGGCCCUGAUACUUCAGGCUUUGUAGAAAAUUAAGUAAACUUCCAUUUUGGUGUUACUGUCUGGAUAUUGGGGGAAGUUUGUGUUGAUUAAAGGCUGCUCCUUACACUUGGAAAUAAAGAUUCCCAUAGGGCCAUCUCAGAUCACAGGAAUCCUACCUUUUGGUCUGUCGGGAAUGGGAUCUGAGCCAGGGGUGGCUGUUUUCAGACAGCUCACCCUCCUGCCAGCAGCUCCUCGCUACUCUGGCUGAUGGUUCUGGGUGUUUACGAACCCUUUGAUACAGCCUUCCCGGGUGCUGAGUCCUGGUCCCCUCCUCUUAGACUGUCUCAGCAGUUGGAGUGAGGGGCUGCCCACCUCUGGCCUCCUCACAGGGCUCGGUUCUUGGGAAGAAAAGGUGGAGUCCGGCUGUUGCUGCUGGUGUCGACUCACGUUCACCACGUGUGAAAGGAGCGAGGCUGGUGUUUUCCUCUGCAACUUCUGCAGGGUUUUUGUUCAUUCUGGGUGAUAGGCAGGAGUCCUGGUUUAUAUCAUAGAAUCAUGGAAUGGUUUCCAUCAGAAGAGACAUCAAAGCUCAUCCAGUUCAACCUCCCUGCCAUGGGACGCCUCCCACUGGAUCUGGUUGCUCCAAGCCCCAUCCAACCUGGCCUGGAACACCUCCAGGGAUGGAGCAGCCACCACUGCUCUGGGCAACCUGGGCCAGGGCCUCCCCACCCUCACAGGAGAACAUUUCUUCCUAAAAUCUCAUCUCAAUCUUCCCUCUUUCAGCUGGAAACCAUUCCCCUCAUCCUUUCCCUGCACACUCUGAUCCAGAGCCCCUCCUCAGCUUUCCUGGAGCCCCUUUCAGUCCUGGAAGCUGCUCUAAGGUCUGCCUGGAGCCUUCUCCAGGCCAAAUAACCCAACUCUCUCAGCCUGGCCUCAGAUGGAGGUGCUCCAGCCCUCAGAUCAUCUUCAUGGCCCUGUUGUGACCAUAUUGGUGAUCUUGUGUGUUACGUAUUAAAAAUCGCUUAAGAGCUAAACAAGAAAAAUAAUCCAGUCUCUGUAAUCCAAAUCCUUCAAUAGAAAAAGACACUGGUGCAGUGUUGGGGGUUGUGAUGUGCCAAAGGCAAUCGGACAGCACAGCAGGGGAUCGUGACCUGGGCUGUGUGACCUCUUACAGAAGUUGUGUUGAAGCUUGGGAUCUGGAAGGUGGCAGACGUGACCCCUGUUCUAGACAAGGGUUGGUGGGAAUGAAGACAUGGGAAGAUGAGUCUCUGUGCAGGUAAACAAGUU
This is a messenger RNA of Cuculus canorus (common cuckoo), 3182 nucleotides long. It is a transcript of the gene EIF6, whose product is annotated as eukaryotic translation initiation factor 6. The transcript has 6 exons. Lineage: Eukaryota; Metazoa; Chordata; Aves; Cuculiformes; Cuculidae. Gene Ontology annotation, biological process: cytosolic ribosome assembly; maturation of LSU-rRNA; ribosomal subunit export from nucleus. Gene Ontology annotation, cellular component: cytosol; preribosome, large subunit precursor; nucleolus. The record is from RefSeq and is a predicted model, not a curated record. Gene Ontology annotation, molecular function: ribosomal large subunit binding. The coding region runs from base 87 to 824 and encodes 245 amino acids.